Molecule: messenger RNA, 529 nt
Organism: Drosophila willistoni
Lineage: Eukaryota; Metazoa; Arthropoda; Insecta; Diptera; Drosophilidae
Product: protein TsetseEP
Exons: 2
Coding region: 1-507 (168 amino acids)
Source: RefSeq, a predicted model, not a curated record
AUGAAAUUUCCAAUUUUAACACUUUUUCUAACCUUUGUUCUAUUGAACCAAACCACUGAAACCAGCGGGAAUUCCAAACAAUGCUUCUCUCUCUACUUGACACAACUGGAGAAGCUGGGCACCGAUUGGUUAGCUGGCUAUAAGAACUGCCUUGAUUCGGCAACCAUUGGCCGGGAGUCCCUGCUGACCAAUGUCAGCUCUGUUCAAAAGGCAAUCCGAAAGUCCGCAUUGGAUAUUGAAGCAUUCAUACAGAGUUGUUUGGCUAUUAACGAUGCUUUGGAAUUUUUCGAUUGCUUUGCAAAGUUGUCAACGCAGGAGAUGGCCACUGCCUAUGGCAUAUCCUACAAUGCCUCAGAGGAGGCACUUGUUCUGAACAAGCAAUUAAGUAACAUUGAAGUGGAGCAUUAUCAAUGCACAAAUCGAACAGAAAAUGAUUAUGUUCUGGGAACCGCACAAGUGUUUCAAGCUUUAGACGAUUGCCUGGAGGGAAGCGGAUUAUUACACUGAUUAAAUAAAUGUUUAAAUAGAA